Messenger RNA from Schistosoma margrebowiei, 6456 nucleotides. The record is from the annotation of a GenBank genome assembly. Lineage: Eukaryota; Metazoa; Platyhelminthes; Trematoda; Strigeidida; Schistosomatidae.
AAAUGGCCGCGAUGAUCACAUCUGGCGCUACGUGACUCUGUGUCACGUGAUGACGUUAUCAUCUUCAAAUUAUCCGAUGCUGGCUCAUAUAUUACAAAUUCAGUAAUCGCAUAUUUCAUUUCAAUGGGCACGUCUUUUUUUCUGCCUACCUGGCAACAACCUCCACUUUUCAUUUUAUCACGCUAAGACGAAUGAGCUGUUGCGAGCAAUAGAUGUAUCAGCGAUUGGUGUUAGUAUUUUAUUUCCUGUGGAUUAUUGACGAAAACUCUUGUACUUCUGGGGACGGCUGCUUUGGACUUUUUGAAAAGCUUAAGUGGAACAGAACAUUCAGUUUUAACAACAAAGUUUUAACACUCAAACUUGAAGUCACUAAUAAUCCAGAACAUUGGGUUGUGAAUUAUUUGUUUGAGAUCUUAGCUCGAGAACGAUUAGGAUACACUAAAAUAGAGUUUGUCCCAAUCGAAGAUAGUAAUAUUAGCAGUUCUCUAAAAAGACUUCAGUGUCCUGAUACUCAAUGUCUAAAGUUACCUGAAAUUCAUCUUAACUUACUGCUGUGGUUACCACUUGGUGGAAAUGUUAAAUUCUGGGCAAAACCUUCUUCUGUUACUGACCAUGGUCCUCUUGGACCGAUUCGUCCUUGGAAACUCCUAACACAAUCCUGUUACAACAAAUCACAUCUCAGAGGAAAUCCAAACUACACUUCUCUUAAGCAUGAUUGUAGCUCACCUAUUGACAUCGUUGGUCAAAACUACUCAGGUCAUCGAACGGAAAAUGUACAUGAUUCAUAUUUAUUUAAUAAUCAUACUUUACUCUCUGGGAAGUCAGUAACUAUUUUGGAUUUUGAAUUAAAUUCAACAUGUUUACGGUAUAAUUCUUAUAGUAUUCCUCCACCCCCUUUAUGCAGUACUGAUACAAAAUCUACCUCAGCUAAUAGUUAUCAAUAUUGCCACACUGAAUCUUAUCAAGCUGUUAAAGUGACAUGGGCUAAAUUACGGACGGCAGCUCCACAAAUUUUUCAACUUGCAUCUAAAAUCUAUAUGUCUAAUGAUGAAUUGGGAGAAUUGGUGCACUCGGCCCUACUCGACUCACAUAUAGAUCGUCAGUCAACAUAUAAACAAGUUGCAUGCCGGUGGCUUCGUCAGAAUCCAACUAAAUGGAAAAGUUGGACAGUUGAUUGGGACAAAAAACUAAACUUAACGGUAGCUGGCCUAUUCAGUAUGUAUGGGAAAUGGGUGCUGUAUGGUCUUGAUCGAGUGGCUCAAGAAGCUAUGAAUUUUGUCAACGCCGACUCAGAUUAUUUUCGCAAUUCUGAAUAUGCAUUAAGUUUGGAUGUACGUAAUUUAACAUGUGAACCUGACGUCGUGUUAAGUGAUUAUUUUAAAGUGUUGGAGAAUGCUGUCAACACUCGUCUAAUUGGUUCUAUCGCUGCUCUAUGCUCAGAUUCUAUAGAAGCCGUAGUUGAAUUGGCAAAUAUUCGCAAACAGAUUAUUGUUAGUCCAACAGUAGGUAGUGCACGUUUUCUGGAACAGCAACAAUAUCAUUACUUUUUUCGUACAGUACCAUCAAUGACUUUGGCUAAUUUUAUACUACUUCGAUUAUUCCUAGUAUGGGGUUGGCAUCGAAUAGUUGUAUUUCGUAAAUCGGAUCAUUUUUUUGAACCUUUAUUAUUUCAAGCAAAGGGGAUUGAAAUUAUUGCCAAUAUUGAAAUGGAUGAACAACAGUUAACUUAUAAACUGGCAAAAGAUACUUUAGAAGAAUUAAAGCAACAGAAUAGUCGCAUAUUUGUUGUCGAGUAUGAUGCACGUGGUACCUAUUUGAUACUCUGUGCAGCAUAUCAUGAAGGGAUGUAUUUUUCCGCUGGAUACGUUUGGUUUUUGAAUCCAUGGCUUUCUGAUCAAUGGUGGUCGGAAUUGGUUAGUCGAAAUACUGAGUGUAAUUUUAGUGAAAUGCUCAAUAUUACUUCGUGGACUUUUACUGUUGGACACCAGUUGUUAAUUGGUCCUAUGGUGCACAGUUUUAUUCCUCGUACUAGUGAGUUUAUGGAUUCAGACUCCAAGUCUGGAAAUAAUUCAAGUGGUACGCCGAAUCGAACUUCAUUUGAACAAAUACGACGCAGACGCAAUGUUUUUGUUCAGUCACAAACGUUCGAAGUACCACCUGUCUUAUCAAGAACUAAACAUAAUCCCAAUCCAAAUGAUUUUGGGAAAUCUACAUUCAGUGAUCACUCAAAACGUAAAUUAAUCAAAGAUCCUCUUCAUGAUUACACUGUGUAUACUUAUGAUGCUGUUAUUUUACUAGCAAGUGCUGUUGUUCAUCUUUUACGAGAAAAUCCUGCUGCAGCAUCUGCUCUUAAUCAUCCAGAUGUAUCUGAAACUCUUCGAACACUUGUUGCACGUACAAAUUUUGGUUAUCGAUUUCAGACAGAUAAUUCAACAACUGGACAAUCUAGUGAAAUAAAUGAACUUGUUCCAGGUAUCAAUGAUGAUAAUUUUGGUGUAGAUGCUGGAUUUCAACUUGCUGGUGACUAUUAUGGUAUACGCAGUCAAAGUCCUGCUUCAGCAUCAAAUUUGCGAUUUAAUGAUCAUAAUGAACGUAUUGCUGAUUAUUGGCUGUUGAAACAAAGACAUUUAAAUACUACUGUACCGAUUAUAAUGUGGUCAACAAAAAACUAUGAAGAAGUACAUGAGCAAGAUCAACAACAACAAUCAUAUGAUCCAUUCAAUCAUAUGAUUUCAUCAAAUAAUAUGUCAAACAAGUAUGAUUGGAAAACAACCAAUGCUCCAUUUCUAUACGAUGAAUUUCAAAAACGGAUGACUGAACGUUGGCUAGACCACGUUAAUUGGCAUACAUUAGGUGGUCCACCAAAUGAUGGUUCUAUCAAUGAAAAAAAUUGUACAUUAUCAUUUCUUAGUAAUCAAUUACACAUGGGUUGUACAGGUGCUACUGUAUUUGUCACUGUUACUGUUACCGUUUUAGUUUUAUUGCCACUGAUUAUAUUUGCUCAUUUUUAUUAUCGACGUAAAUUAAAAGAAAUUGAAAAUCGAACUCGUAAACCUUUUGAAGAACUAUGCACAGAAUUGGCUGAUUUAGAUAUGCCUGCUGAAAAUAUUGUUUUAAAUCGUCGAGUCGGUCAAGGUGCUUUCGGUUUAGUAUUCGGUGGUGAAGCUAAAAAAAGUGAUUUAUGGGAAGCAGUUGCUGUGAAAGUAAUUAAUGAGAAAGCAACUUAUGAAGGGAAAAUUGAUUUUCUUUCUGAAGCAAAAUUAAUGCGUUCUUUAAAUCAUCCAAACGUUGUUCGUUUAAUUGGUAUCUCCUUGAAUCCAAAAGCAAGUCUAUACCUGAUUAUGGAACUCAUGCUUCUUGGAGAUUUAAAAACAUAUUUAUUAUCCCGUCGAAUUUUAGCUCAAAGAUCACCAAACCAUGAAGACAUACGACCAUCAACUCUUACUCAAAUGAGUAUGGAUAUUGGCCAAGGUUUAGCCUACCUGCAUAGUAAGCAUUUAAUUCAUAGAGAUAUAGCAUGUCGAAAUUGUCUUGUUGCUGCGGAUCGUACUGUGAAAAUCGGAGAUUUUGGUCUGACCAGACAAGCUGCUAAAAAUACUUCAGAGGUUUACUAUCGUUUCACAAGAAAUUGUGAACUACCUAUUCGUUGGAUGUCACCUGAAGCUGUACAAUUUGGUGUUUUUAGUAUACAAUCGGAUAUUUGGUCAUUUGGCAUAACAUUAUAUGAAAUUAUUACUUUUGGUGUAUUUCCUUAUAAUGGUCUUGGAGAUGUAGAGGUUGUGGAACGUGUCAAACGUAUGGAAUUCAGUAUUACUGAAUUUUUACCACCCCAAGCAUUAAAUACCGUAGUGUAUGUAUAUUCAUACUUUUAUUAUAGUUAAAUCGUAUGUAUGUGUAUACUCUUUAUUAGCAAUUUAAAUAUAAUAUACCAUUGAUAACGAUUGGAAAUAUCUAGUUCGAAAGGAUGAAACCGAAUGUAUAAAAGAAUAUUGGAAUAUAUCAGAAAGAUAUCAAUUUGUGUUGGUCGCUAAAUCGUGUUACCUAUUCUCUAUCACCACUACUCUGUCCCGUAUAAUUUAUUGUUUAAUCUAAUUCUCCUGUUUAUACUGUUGUGUGUGUUUUGUUUCCUUCAGAUAUCUAUCUACUUCAAUUUUGUUUGCUUGUUUUAAUCUUCCUGUAAUUGCAUUAUAACUCUAUGCAUUAUGAUUAUUUUUGUUUUAAGAUGUGAAUUAAUUAAUCAUUGUUGUAAACAUCAAUGGCAACACAGACCAUCAUCAAUGAAUCAAGUGUUAGAAGUAUUAAUAGCGUAUCCAGAUUGUAUUCGACCGUUCCUUACUGAUGAUCCACCGAAACCAAAUACAACAAUCGAUUCAUUACCUUUUCAACCAACUGUAGACACUUGUAUAAUAUCAGAAUCUGCAAUGACUGGUCUUGCUGCAAUCGAUAGUGUUGGUGGUUUUCGUACAAUACGUAGUGCUUCAACUGUAGUCGUUCCAAUAUCAUCAUGUUCACCUUCACCAGUACCACUAAAUCUUCCUGAUGGUAAUAGUGAUAAAUAUUAUGGAUCUGAAAAACGUCUUAGUGAACAAACAAAUCUACGUGAUAAUACACUGUCCAACCAUCAUACAAUUUUUGAUUGGUCUGAUAACUAUACUUCUCAUCCGUAUACAGAUAGUUCAGUUCAUUCAAAGUUGAUUGAAUUUUACCAACUUCCGAUGUUUUCUGACAGACAAACCUUAUUUCCUCCAGUAGUAACAGAUGAAAGUAAAGAACCAAAUAUUAUGUCUAAAUCUGGCGAAUCAUCUAGUCUACCUCCCGUGUUUGAUAAUUAUACUACAUCAUUUGUUACAUCUAUUCCUAAUGCUAUUAAUACAUCGAAUGUUUUAUUCAAUCUUUCGACAAGCCCUAUUUCCACCACUCCGAGUUAUCAGUCAAUCGAUGAAACUAGUCAAUUAAUUAUGAAAUCACCUGAACUAAUAACUGAUCAGUAUACAUAUUCAACUGGAAAUACUUUACAUAUUAGAAAACAGAAACGUUCAAAUACUACACUUAUAAACAAUGCGACGUCGAAUAUUUUAGAUGAAUUUGAUAAUUUAUUAUCUGAUAAUCAGCUUAAGUUAUCUUUAGAUGCGGAUUCGAUUAUGCAUAUCGAGGAAUCCGAUAGAUCACAUAUGUGGAUAUCUGAGGAUAAAAAUUCAGACAAGCAGUUUUUUAUUAUUCCCAGGAACAAAUUUCAUAUGUUUAAUGUUUCUAGUGUACCUCGAAAUCCCAUUCAAACACGGAAUAUUAAUCGCUUGCGACCCACUCGUUCUUUGAUCAAUCUAACCUCUGUACGUUAUCCCAAACACUACCUACAAAAUAAUAUUGAAUCUAAUCACUGUGCUUCUGUCGAUCAUUUCAGUUCGUUUACAAAACAAAGUGAUAUUCAUAGUCCAGAUUUAAUCUUACCUCCUAGUCUAUUUACUUUCAUUUCUGAUUCAUUUAUUUCCGGUAGGAAGACCGUUUAGGUCCCAUUUCUUGUUUACUGUGAUACUGUUAAUGAUAUAAUCUUUUAAUCCGGUAGUUAUAUUUACACCACUCAUGUAUUUGCAUUUGAACAAACUAACCAUGUAAUUUAGUUUUUUUUGCGUUAUUCAAUCCAUUGGAAUUUCCUUUGUGAGUCAUCGUCUAUCCAUCCUGUUGUAGUGUAGUAGGACUAUAAUCAAGUUUCUCUACUCCCACCCAUUAUUAAAUAUUAACUGUUAUCUUUCUAGUUACUUUCUACAGUAAACACACAACUGUUGAUCAUCAAUUGCAAUUUAUUUUCAUCGGAUCUCGUUAUUUUUAUUCGAUCUUGUUUUCUCUCAAUACUGUUAUUGUUACAUUAUUAUUAUUUUUUUAUUGAACUUUACAGUUAAAUACAUAGUAAUGUAUUAUUGUAAAUGUUUCUCUCUUUAUUUGCUAACCUAGUCAUAUCGACUAAUUUUGUUCUAUGGUUUUAAUCUGUUUAAUUCUUCAAACUUUUACGAAGUACAAAUUCAGUUCUAAACGUAACUAAAUAAAAAAGUAAUCGCAGUUAACUUGUUUUUCUUUGUAUAGAUUGUUUAUUUUAACUGUUAGUAUAAUUGCAUAAAUACGUACCUUGUCUCAAGACAAAUUUAUAUUAUUAUUAUUGUAUUAUGAAAAUAAUUUUACAAUGUGUACAUUAUUCUGUUAUGUAUAGAUUGUUUUGUUUUGUAAGAUAAAAAUGGUCAGUUAAUUUCAAAGUUUAAAGUCUUAUUUCUUCAUUUCUUGUUGAAGUUAAUUGUUUAUUCUCUGAUAUGUUACUUUGCUUUUUUUUACUGUCAUCAUCAGUUAACUUGUUUAAUAGGAAAUUAAGGUGUAGUGUACAUUGUGUGUGUUUGCACAAUGAUUUUUUUCUAUCUCAUGUGUUUUUUUUUUAAUAACUAUAAUAAAUUCGAAACUAUCUUAUCGACU